This is a messenger RNA of Capsicum annuum, 1465 nucleotides long. RefSeq lists its product as uncharacterized. The transcript is spliced from 7 exons. Gene Ontology annotation, cellular component: chloroplast. Gene Ontology annotation, biological process: regulation of DNA-templated transcription; DNA-templated transcription termination. The record is from RefSeq and is a predicted model, not a curated record. Gene Ontology annotation, molecular function: RNA binding. NCBI's taxonomy places the organism in Eukaryota, Viridiplantae, Streptophyta, Magnoliopsida, Solanales, Solanaceae. Bases 193 to 1080 code for a protein of 295 amino acids.
UAUGGUGUGCACUAUUAAACAUAUUUUAAUUUCUCAAGAUAUAUACACAAUUUUUUUAUAGGUCCGCCCUCUGCCUCACGGUGACAUAGUGUAGUAUGUACAUGGCUGCACCGUUAUCCAUAACCAAUUGAACAUCCUCAACAGCAGAGUAUUUCAACUUAACCGAUAAACCUCCAAUCAAACUCCCGGGAGAUGGAGGCAGCUUCUGUACUCAGCUCCCCUUCUACUUCCUCCUUUUCACUUUCGCAUAUGCUUUUAUCUUCCAAAACGUCAAAACCCCAUGUGAGGUUUAUCUUCAAUUCUUUAUCAAAAUGCACUUCUGCUGCUCGUUUGCUCUUUUCUUCCCACCACAGCGUUGGCAGAUUCUCUCUGCUUCGCCCUUCAGCUCUUACAUUCGAGGAAACUGUUGAACAAUCCACUGAUACUUUUUCAGUGCAGCCCAAAAUUGACAAGAGUGGAAGAUUCUGUAGUCCUAGAGCCGCCCGAGAGCUCGCCCUGAUGACAAUAUAUGCGGCAUGUUUGGAAGGGUCAGACCCUGUUCGCCUUUUUGAGAAGCGGUUGAACAUUAGAAGAGAACCGGGAUAUGAAUUUGAUAAAGAGUGGUUAUUGAAGUACAAUCACAUGAGCUUUGGAGGCCCCCCUGUGAAAACUGAGACGGUUGAAGAAGCGGAUGACCUUCUGAAGACUGAUGAAAAUGAUUCUGAAAUAGACGCUGAAGUUCUUUCUGCUCCACCAAAGUUGGUGUACAGCAAACUUAUUUUGCGUUUCACACGGAAACUUUUGGUGGCAGUUGAAGAAAAGUGGGAUAGUCACGUGCUUGUAAUAAAUAAAGUUGCACCUGAUAAUUGGAAGAAUGAGCCAGCAGGCAGGAUCCUGGAGCUUUCAAUUCUUCAUUUAGCAAUGUCUGAAAUAUCAGUAAUAGGAACACGGCACCAGAUUGUCAUCAAUGAGGCUGUUGACCUUGCGAAACGAUUCUGUGAUGGGGCAGCACCCCGCAUUAUCAAUGGCUGCCUCAGGACAUUUGUAAAGGAUCUUGAAAUAGCAAAGGAUUGCCAAGUUAACCAGUCAGUGCUUACUUGAAGCGUCCAAGAUCAAGAAUCUGAUGAAUACUCAAAAGAGAUCUUCAACCUACAUGAGACACUCUUUCUGGGCAUUCCUCGAAAAGUCAUGAGAAGAGAUUAGCAGCGCCUUGAGAUCCAGCUUCCAGGACAAAUAUGUGCUCUCAUCGAAUAUUAAGGAAGCACUGUAUAUCAAGAUGAUAACAUUGCCAAUUGUUAAAUGUUUGGUUAAUAUUGUCAUGUCAAUGCUGUAAGCAAUGUAUAUUGUAUCGCUUUAUUCAUUUUGCAUUCUCUGUAUUUCAGUAUACCGAAUUCUUUAAGGAUCUGUUUAGAAAACCACCUGAUAAUUAGAAUUUGUGUAAUUAUUAAGUUUAGUAAUUAUGAUGACUUGUUUGUUUGCCACAAUA